AUUUAUUAUUUCGGUGUUCAUGAAUAUACGAGGGAUGGUUUCAGUCGGAAAAUGGAAUCAAAACAAAGACUUACGCUGACUCAGGGGACUGUGUGUUGAAGGGAAAUAACAACCAGAGAGGGUUACCAAGGUAGUGACGACGCACAGGACGGAGGAGACAGCCGAGGGAGUGUGUUAUAGUAGCAGAGAUACACACACACACACAGAGAGAGAGAGAGAGAGAGAGAGAGAAAAAGAUAGAGAGAGACAGACAGAGAGAGAGAGAGACCUCUGAAAUCCAAAGUUACUGCAGCAAUAUUUCACACUGGCGUUAUGAAUUUAAGGCCCAAUUAGUCUGCGCACGCAUACACGUAGCUUUGCGGACUUUUGAUGGACUUAAAUCAUCCGCAGACUCGCUGUUGAUUUGUCGAUGAAGACCCUUUCAGAUUGUGGACAGGUGACAGCUAUAACUGCCCAAUGGAGAAAUAUGAAAAGCUGGCCAAAAUUGGCGAGGGUUCCUAUGGUGUGGUGUUCAAAUGCAGACACAGAGAUACUGGCCAGAUAGUAGCCAUCAAGAAGUUUGUGGAAUCUGAAGAUGACCCUGUCAUUAAGAAGAUUGCUUUGCGAGAAAUACGCAUGCUGAAGCAGCUGAAACACGUGAAUCUGGUCAACCUGCUGGAGGUUUUCAGGAGGAAAAGACGGCUCCACUUGGUGUUUGAGUUCUGCGAGCAGACGGUCCUCAAUGAGCUGGACAAACACCCUCGAGGGGUUCCAGAGGCUCAGCUGAAAAGUAUAGUGUGGCAGACUCUGCAGGCUGUCAACUUUUGCCACAAGCACAAUUGCAUCCACCGUGAUGUGAAGCCAGAGAACAUCCUCCUCACCAAAACUGGAGUCAUCAAGCUCUGCGACUUUGGCUUUGCACGCAUUCUGACAGGACCAGAAGAUGAGUACACAGACUAUGUGGCGACUCGCUGGUACCGGGCCCCCGAGCUGCUGGUCGGCGAUACUCAGUACGGGCCUCCUGUGGACGUGUGGGCUCUGGGCUGUGUCUUUGCUGAGCUGCUCCACGGGAAUCCACUCUGGCCUGGAAAAUCUGACGUUGACCAGCUCUACCUCAUCCGAAAAACUUUAGGUGACCUGAUCCCUCGUCACCAGCAGGUCUUCCGCUCCAACGUUUUCUUCAGUGGAGUCAGUAUUCCUGAACCCGACACAACGGAGCCCUUGGAAAAGCGCUUCCAUGGCAUGUCUCUUCAUGCCCUCCAGGUUAUGAAGUCAUGCCUGGUGAUGGACCCCUCUCUCCGGCUGUCCUGUGAAGAGCUGCUUGAGCUGCCUUACUUCCAGGAGGAAGGAGUCAACUGGGGCCGUGAGGGUGAGCGCCUGGGAAGACGUCAUGACAAAGGCUCUCGACGCAGACAGCCAGGGGCUCAGUACCUGCCUCAGUUACCAAACAGCAACAUCUCACCAGCACCGGAUGUUAAGAAACAGGUGAAGCAUAAAUAUCACCUGCCCAACAUUUAACGAAGCAACUAAUUGGUCUUCAAGUCUGUGGCUGAACUUCGAGAGAUUGACUUGUGCUAUGCUUUGUGCAAUCGUUUCAAUACAGUCCAUUUUGAAGACGCAUA
Perca flavescens (yellow perch) is the source of this 1601-nucleotide messenger RNA. RefSeq names its product cyclin-dependent kinase-like 1. The record is from RefSeq and is a predicted model, not a curated record. The transcript is spliced from 10 exons. NCBI's taxonomy places the organism in Eukaryota, Metazoa, Chordata, Actinopteri, Perciformes, Percidae. Gene Ontology annotation, cellular component: nucleus. Gene Ontology annotation, molecular function: ATP binding; protein serine/threonine kinase activity. Bases 457 to 1497 code for a protein of 346 amino acids. Gene Ontology annotation, biological process: protein phosphorylation.